AAUUAGCCAUCAAUCCCUCCAUUUCUUUAUUUCUUCUCCUGCUGCCCUGAGCCUCUAGUUUCUGUCAUUUUGUCUCAACCAAAGAUCGUUGCCUCUUCCAACACAACUAUUUCUCUGUCUUUUCCUUUUACCCCCUGUAUUGAAAUGUGCAAUCUUUUCAAUAACCCCGUACAUCAAAAAUUUACACAGUAUUCCAAAAGUCCUCGUUGACUUGACAAAUCUGUAACUUGCAUCAAAAUCUCCCAAUAAUUCUCAGCUAGGGUUGCUCCCUGAGAUGCAGUGAGUUAUGGGUCUGAGGCCUAAGCAGGUGACCUUAGUAUAUCCCUCAAACCAAUAAAAAGCCAAAACACCAUUGGGAAACGCUUUACUGGCAUACCAUGUAAAAGACAAUUCCUUCCUGUAACUCCUAGCAGAGAUUGUGUAAUUUCCCAUUCUCAAGACCCAACCCCUGUAAAUUUCGUAUUCUAAAAGCCCUUUUCUGCAAACAAAAAUAAUUCAGGAGCGACAAUAUAAGAUUCCAAAUUUUGUUCACCGAUUUCCCCAGUGAGAGCGGCCUUUGACUUUUCUCUCAUCACUCCUCUCAAAUUUAGCCUCAAAUUCCCAAAGAAAAAUUUCAUAUAUAUAUAUAGCUUUGAUCUUUUAGAGCUUUAGAUAUUACAUUUCGUGCAAUGGCGGUUGAUUGCAUCAAAACCAUACCUUCCUCCAUGAAUCAACAUGACCGGAAAGACGACCAAAAACCGCCGGUUUUUGAUGCCUCGGUGCUUAGUUAUCAAGACGACAUUCCCGACCAGUUCAUAUGGCCUGAUGAUGAGAAGCCUUCUGUGAAUCCACCGGAGCUCCAAGUGCCACUUGUGGACUUGGGAGGCUUCCUUUCCGGUGACUGUGUUGCCGCAAGGAAAGCCUCAAGGCUAAUAUGUGAGGCAUGUCAAAAGCACGGGUUCUUUCUCGUGGUUAAUCAUGGGGUUGAUGCAGAGCUCAUCAUCGCCGCUCACGAGUACAUGGAUAAGUUCUUUGAAUUGCCGCUAGGGGAGAAGCAACGAGCUCAGAGGAAGCUCGGCGAGCACUGUGGAUAUGCUAGUAGCUUCACCGGAAGGUUCUCGUCCAAGUUACCGUGGAAGGAGACACUUUCUUUCCAGUAUUCACCCUCAACCCGAAUUGUCCAAGAUUAUUUCGUGAAUACAAUGGGAGAUGAAUUCAAGCAAUACGGGACGGUUUACCAAGACUACUGUGAAGCCAUGAGCAAGCUUUCCCUAGGGAUCAUGGAGUUGUUAGCAAUGAGUCUCGGAGUAGGCGGGACCCAUUUCCGGGAAAUCUUUGAGGAAAAUGAGUCUAUAAUGAGGCUGAAUUACUAUCCACAAUGCCAAAAACCAGACUGGACUUUAGGAACAGGACCUCAUUGUGACCCUACGUCAUUAACCAUUCUUCACCAAGGCCAUGUGGGUGGUCUUCAAGUGUUCGUUGACAAUGAAUGGCGCUCAAUUAGCCCCAAUUUCGAAGCCUUCGUUGUCAACAUUGGCGACACUUUCAUGGCACUUUCGAAUGGGAGAUACAAGAGUUGCUUGCACAGGGCUGUGGUGAACAGCCAAAUUCCAAGAAAAUCUCUGGCAUUUUUUCUGUGUCCAAAGGGGGAUAAAGUGAUAACCCCACCAACUGAACUGGUGGACACAAUGAACCCCAGAAUAUACCCAGAUUUUACAUGGCCUAUGCUGCUUGAGUUCACACAGAAACAUUACAGAGCUGACAUGAACACUCUCCAAGCUUUCUCAAACUGGGUUCAACAGAGAAACAGCUGAAGCUGCUGUGUGCUGAAAUUCAAUCAGUCCAUGUAUCAAUCAAAACCGCAUAUCGUCCCACGGCCUGAUCUCUGCCAAAGAAAAUGACAAGAUGGGAGGAGGGCUAAAAAGACUAAAUUCAAAAUUUGGGAUUUUGCGUAAGAGUUAAAAAGGAAGACAAGAGUGCAGAGUUAGAGGAAAAGCCAUGCUUUUGUGUUCAUGGGGUCUGCUGAAAACAAAGUAGGACUAGGGAUAUAAGGAAACCAAUAAAGAUCAUUAGGAAAUCAGCCAAAAACUUUUGUAUUUUUAGUGGUAAUAUAGGAGUAUGGAAUACCAUAUUUUGCAUAUAUUUAGAGUUUAAGAGCUUGUUUAAUUUCUUGGAGAUGUUAUUUUAUGUUGUGUUGCACGGUCACUCUGAUUAGAUUUAAGAUUUGACGACAAAGUACAAAUUCAUAAUAUUAGGAAAACAGAGGAGCAUUCACUGUUCAUAUGCCAAAAAAAUACUCAACUCCAA
Molecule: messenger RNA, 2286 nt
Organism: Rubroshorea leprosula
Lineage: Eukaryota; Viridiplantae; Streptophyta; Magnoliopsida; Malvales; Dipterocarpaceae
Source: the annotation of a GenBank genome assembly